UUGUUCGAGGCAAAAAUUAGUCGAAUACUAGCGAGCGUUUUGAGAUGAAUAAAGAAAUAAUACGGUGUCUGUGCUACUUAAUACUUACUUUGCUCACUGUAAGCGUCGGUAGAGUGAAAGCAGAGAAGGAUAAUGAUUCGGAGCAGCCUUUUACAAUACUCUUAGAUGCAGGGAGCGAAAUCAGAAAUGUGGUGAACAGCUUAGCUGCUUUUAGUAGCAAACAAGAUAGCAUGGAAGAGACGCUAAAAAGUGUUCAGACCGUUAUGGAAAAAAUCGGAGAACGAUUGAUGGAACUAGAAAGCACCGUUAAGACUGUUGCGAAAAUUGAAGAAAUAGUCGAGUCUCUUGGAAAAUUAUUGGAAGGUCGUUUGGGCGAAAUAGAGAACAAGUUGAGUUCCACGGAAAAUAUUCAACAAGUAAAUCACGCCUUAAUCGAGCGGCGGUUAGAUGAAUUGGGGUCAAAUUUGAAGUCAGCCCUAAGUAAACAGGGAGUAGACCGGAGUCGAGUUCGAGGUUUACCUGGUAAAAGCUCAGCGGAGAUGCAAACCGAAACGAUAGUUAGCUCUAAACUAAAAGAUGCAGGCAAUAAAACGAUUUUGUCGAAACCAGUGUAUCCAGAGAAUUCCAGAGUAUAUAGUGAUUGUGCCGAUGCGUGGCAGCAGCGUGGACCUCAAUUUUUUACCGGAAUUUAUGAAAUCAACUUACCAAACUUUCAGCCGUUCGACGUGUUUUGUAUGAAUGAAUGUACCACUUGUUGCCCUUGGACUUUAGUAAUGCGCGGAAGUGCGCAGAGUGCUGAAAAAAUUUAUCAAAGGAGUUGGCUUGAAUACAAGCGCGGUUUUGGAAGUGCCAACACGGAUUACUUCAUUGGUUUAGAUCGUUUGCAUGUGUUGACAAAGCGAGCGCCGCAAGCUCUUAUGGUUCGCGACUAUGUUUUAGGCAAACAAAAUAUUUUUAAGGAGUUCAGUAUUAAAGAUGAGCAUUACGAUUUUGCGGUGGACAAUUUAGUAAAAUUAAUGGUGCAACCUUGGGGUUAUAACGAUAUCUCAGAUGGCACAGGUGAUACAUUUUCCAGUAAUAGUGUGUGUGUGAAGGUGCGAGGUCGCAGUUGGUGGUAUAAUCAAGGAUGUCUCUCCAGCUUCGGAAUUGAAUCAUUUACUGAAAACAUCUUUAUGGCGAUUCGCCCCAAGUCGUGCCAGGAAGAUCAAUAA
Molecule: messenger RNA, 1211 nt
Organism: Bactrocera latifrons
Lineage: Eukaryota; Metazoa; Arthropoda; Insecta; Diptera; Tephritidae
Product: angiopoietin-4-like
Exons: 7
Coding region: 45-1211 (388 amino acids)
Source: RefSeq, a predicted model, not a curated record